This is a messenger RNA of Aureobasidium pullulans EXF-150, 771 nucleotides long. RefSeq lists its product as uncharacterized. The transcript has a single exon. The record is from RefSeq and is a predicted model, not a curated record. Bases 1 to 771 code for a protein of 256 amino acids. NCBI's taxonomy places the organism in Eukaryota, Fungi, Ascomycota, Dothideomycetes, Dothideales, Saccotheciaceae.
AUGCAAAUCCCAACUUUCUUUCUAAGGACAACUAUCCGACUUUUGCUCUUCCAGGCGCUCGUCGCAUGGCUUUCUAUGCGCAGCCACAACUUGCCUCUACCUUCCGCAAUAAGAUGGAUCCUUACCACCACCCUUGGGUCAUAUGUCACCACCGCGAAAGACAUCCUCGACAACAGGUUCGGUUUCAUCUUACCAUGGGAAGCGACAUUCAUCCUCCCAGCAGCAUUGGAUGAAUACAUCACGAACAGCAUGCCCGAUUUGGCCAUCUUGCUCGGCACAUCACCCUGCGAUGAGCGAGUCACACCAAACGACCCGGAUACCAAGCUUUGCGCUCCAAUACUCGCGCACCAUUGUUUCGGUCAUGCGGAAAUGUUUCCCCAUAAGCCCAAAGUCAGGUUACGAAUUAUGGAGGCUUGUUGGCAGAAUUACCACACGGAUGUCAUAACAGCUAGAAAGCAUUACGACAGGUGUCAUAAGAACGAGCCACCGUCUAUCAUGCAGCUAGUCGGGUGUUUGAAGGCGAUAGAAUAUUGGGAGAAGAAGUUGGGAAUCUGCAGCAGGUUGCAGCCUCUCAGUAGUUGUGUCUUACGGUAUGGAGCGCAAGACACGAUGGCAGAAUUCGAGCGUGAAAAGAAAGAAAAGGCAGAUCCAAAGAAGGCCGAUUCGAGCGACUUAGAAGAAACUGGCAGAACAGGAAGUCGAGAUAGAGACAGCGACAGCAUGGGAGGGAAACGAGAGGAGCACAGCAGGACGAGAAGCCCAGAACGGUAG